Molecule: messenger RNA, 2328 nt
Organism: Scaptodrosophila lebanonensis
Lineage: Eukaryota; Metazoa; Arthropoda; Insecta; Diptera; Drosophilidae
Gene: PIG-Z
Product: GPI mannosyltransferase 4
Exons: 2
Coding region: 1-2100 (699 amino acids)
Biological process (GO): GPI anchor biosynthetic process
Cellular component (GO): endoplasmic reticulum membrane
Molecular function (GO): alpha-1,2-mannosyltransferase activity
Source: RefSeq, a predicted model, not a curated record
AUGCGCGCACAUUUGUCACAACUGUGGCAAACGCGCGCCCCAACCGAUUCGCAUCUGCACACAUACUAUUUUUUUGCGGUUCUUCGGUUUGUUUUGGUUUUGGUUCCACAAAAUGGAUAUGUCCAUCCCGAUGAAUUCUUUCAGUCUGUCGAGGUGAUGACCGGGGAUCAUUUUCGCUUGGAGCACACUCGCACCUGGGAGUUUAAUAACACAAUGCCGCUAAGGAGUAUAACGCUGCCAUUUGCUUUGCUGCGCGUGCCUUGGAGCUUCUACGAGUUCAUAGCGCUUUAUGUGCGUAUGUGGUGUGGAAUCGAGCUGGUGAACAGCUACGCUUUCCUCGUGUUUCCACGUCUUAUCUACACAUGCCUCUCGUUUAGCAUCGAUUGGUGUGUGUAUCGCAUCUGUAGGCUUUAUGGACUGCGCUACGAGAUCCGUUUGCUAGCGCUGGGCAGCUCAUGGGUGCUGCUGGUCUUUGGCACACGCACCUUCUCCAAUACAUUGGAACUGGUCAUGUGCUCGUGGCUGCUGUGUCUGGUUGCCGAGUGCAUGCUAAAGACCAAUACAAUUGUGUACAAAAAGGAGUAUUUGGAGGAGAAGUACGACAAAGCUGCCUCGAUUAGUGAACGGGUCAAGAUAUGGAAGCUGAAGAAUGCACUGCCUGCGCACAACCUGCAGUACCUUUUCGCCAUGUCCAGCAUUUGUGUGGCUGGUGUCUUUAAUCGUCCGACAUUCUUGCUCUUUGGCGCACCAAUGGUUUUCUUCUGGCUGCUGCGCGGAAUGGGCACAAGAACGGUGACAUUCCGGGACUUCAAUAUGCGCAUCGGUCUCUUCUGCCUCUGCGCUCUGCCCACUCUGCUGCUCUUCAUAUUCUGCGACUCUCUCUACUACCAGCACCUGACCGUUGGCGAAUUACACAUGUUGCAGCUGGGGAUUGACAACUUUGUGUUCACACCCUGGAACUUUGUUAAGUACAACAUCGAUUCGACUCAAACGGCCAUGCAUGGAGUCCAUCCAUGUUAUGUACAUCUGUUGGUUAAUAUACCAAUGCUGUUCAAUGUACUUGGCGUAGCGGCUCUUGCGGCAUUUACUCAUCUUCUUCUGCGUUUCUUUCACGCCGAAUAUCAACUACUGCCUCGUUUCCAGAGCAUUGUUUCCCUGAUGUCUGGAGCGAUAUUUGUGCCGCUCUUCUUCCUAUCGCUCAUCAACCACCAGGAGCCGCGCUUUUUGCUGCCCAUCACGUUUCCAUUGCUGCUGCUGCACGCCCCAAAACUUAUCACAGGCUUCAGCCCGGCAUAUCCCUUUCAAACGGAGCAUCCGAUGUUGCGCUGGAUCUACGAUCGUGUGCUCUGUUCAAAGGCGUCGGCUCCGCACCUUUUGAGAAUCUGGUACAUAGCCAAUGUGCUGUUGACCGUGUUCUUUGGCUUUAUACACCAGGCUGGUGUAUUCCCGCUCGCUCAGCACAUGGCACAUGUGGUGGCGACGAAGCCAACGGCCACACAUGUGCAUCUGCUUACCUCGCAUACAUACAGUUUGCCGUUGCAUCUCGUGAACGUUCCUAGCUCGCGGCUACUCCACUUUAACGCUCAAACCCAUCAGCGCUAUCGGCGACAGCGUGACUUUUACUUGUACGAAUACGGCGGCCUAGAACUGGACACACUGUUGCACAAAGUGAAGCUGAUUAUAGGAAAUUGCGAGCUGCGGAUGUCCGGCAGUCAACGUAUACGUUACAAGAUGUAUCUAGCAAUCCCAGCCUCGCUGAGUGGAUCUCUUCAUGAAGCGUUUCAGCGUUCGAACUCCAGUACAUAUUUAAACUUCGAGCUGCAGUCCGUCUUCUAUCCGCAUCUGUCGACAGAGGCAUUUCCGCAGAUGCAAGGACGUCAUCCCUGCGAUGUCGAUGCUCCACAUUGGGCGCAUGAUAAUCUGCGCGGCACUUGUGAUGUUGAACAGGCCCCCUCGCUGCGGUUCUCCUACCUAACUCGUCAGUUUAGCUCGUUUGUUCAUCAGUUCGGUUUGGCACUUUACGAAAUUGAUGUGCGGCGAAACUUGCCGUUGCACUCACAAACGCUAGACUUGGCCCCAAAACAGCCAUCAUCAACGUGAAGUCUGGUUACGGCAUUCCAGUGCAAAUGUACAAGUAUGUGUCUUAUUUAAGUCCUUAAAGCUGAGUAUAAUGUAAGCCUAAGCGUUGAAACCAAAGUAUGAAGUUCCACUCAUUUUUGUAAGUCAUAUAAGCUGUUGUGCACAGUUUCGUUUAACGUAAGGCCUUCUGUUUGAAAGUCCUUGUACUUCAUUUUUUUAUUGAUCUCAUUAUAAUGUAUAAUUAUUAUC